Molecule: messenger RNA, 935 nt
Organism: Ceraceosorus guamensis
Lineage: Eukaryota; Fungi; Basidiomycota; Exobasidiomycetes; Ceraceosorales; Ceraceosoraceae
Exons: 5
Coding region: 347-649 (100 amino acids)
Source: RefSeq, a predicted model, not a curated record
CUGACUGUUGACUCUUGACUGCUCCCAGAAGUUGAGUCGGGGUCGAACACGUGACGGCGCCUGACGUCAGCCAAGCGGCGUCGCCCCGCGCACAAGGACGGCGGCGUUUACCUGGCGAUGUUGCAUGGCUGCUUGACGAGGUGUGCAGCACUUACGGCUCCUUCAAGACGUUCCAACCAUACAUCCACACCCGACCUCCGAGACAUCCGAUCACGAGCAUACCCUAUAUCAGCUACUCAAAGCCGGUGCUGUACCUACAGCAGCUACUCCAUAGACUCUCUCGAAAUCCACCAGCGAGCAUCGAUACGCAGGGCACUCGCCCACGACUUGCCCCACGAAUUACAUCAUGUCCGCUGCGUCGUCCAACCUCUUGCCGAAGCAGGACUCACCUGCACACAAGUCUGUGGCGGAAUUUGUCGGAUCAUCAGCUAACGGCGGUCCCCCUGCGCAAGCGUUUAGCUUUGAUGGGGAGAGGGGAACGGGAAGAGCAUCUUUGUGCAAGCACUUGCCUGGAGGUAGAACAGAGUGCACAGACAUCGCGUUGGAAGCAAAAGAUUUGUUCGCUCAGAUGCAAUCCCUAGGAUUCUUCUGUCAAUUGCCUCAAGACCCCGCAUUGACCCACAUUCAAUGUCGCAAGCUGCCACAGUGAAGUCCACCAAGGCGCCUGAUGAAUGCAAUCAACCUCUCAGUUUGUUUGCCUGCAGGGUGUUGUGUUACUGUCUACCCAAUCUCCUCAGCGGACUGGAGAGUGUUUCUCGGCCCGAGGUGUAGACGAGCUCGUCUCUCAGCGAAUUCGCAUGAGGGACGUUGUAUGCUGCCUCUGCGAGCGAGUGAGCUCGCGUGGCCGAGCUUCUGCAGGGGUGCGGCGAUAUCUGCCAGCUUGGCCGCUCCUUGCUUCGAUCGCCAAUCAUGAAUCGUGAAUCUUUGACUUGCCA